CGUUAUUCAGCAGCUGCUCUCAAACUGGAAAGUCCCUUACAGCCAGACAGCUUCCAGUCAGGAAUAAUGCUCUUUCCUUUGUCACUUGGUACCAGGGACUUGGAUAUUGUCUCCUAUUGGUUGUCUUAGUAGAUAUACAAUACUGUCAGAGCUUUUUAUUUUAUUUUUUUUUUCUCACAAAGGAAUAUCAUCCUUUGGAGUCGAGGCUCAUGUUAGCUUGCUAGCUUUUUGUGCGUGUAGCUGUUAGCCGAAGGAUGUUUUGUUGUUAAAGCAGGCAGCUCUCCCAUCGUCUGGGAGAGGAUAUUUAUUGGCUUUUAAUGGUCGGUUUGCUUCUGACCGUCUCUGUGUAAAGUGAGCCGUGAAAUCCACCGACACAGACCGGGGGUCCGGUUUGACAGAAGAGGAAGGAGAUGGGAAACUGUUUGAAAUCUCCGACCUCGGAUGAUAUAUCUUUGCUACAUGAAUCCCAGUUGGACCGGGCCAGCUAUGGAGACGGUACCGACCUGGAUCAGGAACCACCACCCCCCUAUCAGGAGCAGAUCCAUGUGCCUGUGUACCACCCGACGCCCAGCCAGGCCCGGCUGGCCACUCAGCUGACUGAGGAAGAGCAGGUCCGCAUUGCUCAACGCAUCGGACUCAUCCAGCACCUCCCCAAGGGUGUGUACGACCCGGGCCGUGAUGGCUCUGAAAAGAAGAUCAGAGAGUGUGUGAUCUGCAUGAUGGACUUUGUUUAUGGCGACCCCAUCCGGUUCCUGCCCUGCAUGCACAUCUACCACAUGGACUGUAUAGACGACUGGCUGAUGAGAUCUUUUACCUGCCCCUCCUGCAUGGAGCCUGUGGAUGCAGCGCUGCUCUCCUCCUACGAGACCAACUGAUGCCUAGACCAUGCUGGAUUGGCCAGAUCUCCACACACACACACAAAAAAAUCCCUCCUCACUGCUUACUUAUAUCCUGUAUUAGUAAUACGAUGAAAUUUAGGCCAUGAUUUCAGGAGAUAAAAUACUGGAUCAGUUUUGUUUCUGUGCAGAUAAAUGGACUUAAUAUCGAAGGCAUAUUAAUGCCUUCAUUUCCUCAGUGAGCCUGCAGGACAGGACUGAAUCUGAGAAAGGACUUAGGAAAUAAAGAUGAUGGUUCAGACAAGCAGGGGGGAGGCUGGGUGAGAGACAAGAUAGGGCCGAUCAAAAGAUAUGAUUAUGAAUAGGUUUUAAAUAUAUAUGCACAUACAGACUCUUGCACAGUUCUUUCACUUUACUUCCAGCCUCUGAAAUGUUCCCACCAGAAGUGAGAGGAGAUGGCUGACCUCCACUGGAGGGAUCAUCAUGUUUCCCAGACUGCUGGUAACUGAAGAAGCCCUUAGAUGAAAGAAACGUAAAAAAGAGAUGAACUUUGAGAAACUGAUGCAAAGAGUACCGCUGAGGUAACUCACGAGAGGAUGGGGCCUGUGCUCGUCUUCAGAAGCAGACGGGCUUAGUUUUGUUUGUCUGUAUGGAUAUCUUCUGUCUUUGAUGGGUUAAAGAUUUGAUUGACUUCU
Cyprinodon tularosa is the source of this 1531-nucleotide messenger RNA. RefSeq names its product ring finger protein 11b (gene rnf11b). The coding region runs from base 411 to 875 and encodes 154 amino acids. NCBI's taxonomy places the organism in Eukaryota, Metazoa, Chordata, Actinopteri, Cyprinodontiformes, Cyprinodontidae. The record is from RefSeq and is a predicted model, not a curated record. The transcript has 3 exons.